AUGGACCUCUGGGAAUUUGGUGAGGUCUCCCCGGCCCAGUUCCUGGAAGGUGGCGAGACGUGGCGCAGGGAGGCAGCCACGAGAGGACAGGUGGCUCUCAGGCGGCGUGUGCUGCUCGCGCGAGGCGGGGCGGCGGAGACGAAGCCGCCUGUCAGCACAGCCCCCCACGACGCGCCCCCUGGCUGGGACGCCUCGGUCCCCGCGUGCCCUCGUGUGUGUUCCGAGCUGUGCGGCUUGAGGAGCCAGCCCUCGGCGAACCCCGAGGGCCGCGGCAGCCGCUGGGCAGCCGUCGGCUGGCAUGUGGUGAAGCUGCUAAAAACACCGGCGCUGUGGGAAAGUGCCUCUGCCUCUGGCCUCCGGGGGGCGCCGCAGCCGCCCUGCUCGCCGGCCGGCUCCCCGCAGCCCUCCCCGCGGCUGCCCCGGCGGCCCACCGUGGAAUCCCACCGAGUGUCCAUCACCGGCAUGCAGGACUGUGUGCAGCUGAACCAGUACACACUGAAGGACGAAAUCGGGAAGGGCUCCUAUGGCGUGGUCAAGCUGGCCUACAACGAGAACGACAGCACCUACUAUGCCAUGAAGGUGCUGUCCAAGAAGAAGCUGAUCCGGCAGGCCGGCUUCCCACGCCGCCCCCCGCCCCGAGGUGCGCGGCCGGCUCCGGGGGUCUGCGUCCAGCCCAGGGGCCCCAUCGAACAAGUGUACCAGGAGAUCGCCAUCCUCAAGAAGCUGGACCACCCCAAUGUGGUGAAGCUGGUGGAGGUCCUGGAUGACCCCAGCGAGGACCAUCUGUACAUGGUGUUUGAGCUGGUUAACCAAGGGCCCGUGAUGGAGGUGCCCACCCUCAGGCCGCUCUCCGAAGACCAGGCCCGUUUUUACUUCCAGGAUCUGAUCAAGGGCAUCGAGUACUUGCACUACCAGAAGAUCGUGCACCGGGACAUCAAGCCGUCCAACCUGCUGGUGGGGGAGGACGGCCACGUGAAGAUCGCUGACUUUGGCGUGAGCAGCGAGUUCCAGGGCAGCGACGCGCUGCUCUCCAGCACUCUUGGCACACCAGCCUUCAUGGCCCCCGAGUCACUCUCGGAGACGCGGCAGAUCUUCUCCGGGAAGGCCUUGGACGUCUGGGCCAUGGGUGUGACGCUAUACUGCUUUGUGUUUGGCCAGUGCCCAUUCAUGGACGAGCGGAUCAUGUGCCUGCACAGCAAGAUCAAGAGCCAGGCCCUGGAGUUCCCUGACCAGCCUGACGUCGCAGAGGACCUGAAGGAGCUGAUCACCCGCAUGCUGGACAAGAACCCCGAGUCCAGGAUCCUGGUGCCGGAGAUCAAGCUGCACCCCUGGGUCACCAGGCACGGGGCGGAGCCGCUGCCGUCGGAGGAUGAGAAUUGCACCCUGGUCGAGGUGACCGAAGAGGAGGUCGAGAAUUCGGUCAAACACAUUCCCAGCCUGGCGACCGUGAUCCUGGUGAAGACCAUGAUCCGCAAGCGCUCCUUCGGAAACCCGUUUGAGGGCAGCCGGCGCGAGGACCGGCCCCUGUGCGCGCCGGGGAACUUCGUCAAAAAGCCCACCAGGGAGUGUGAGCCCCUGUCCGAGCCCAAGGAAGCAAGGCAGCGAAGACAGCCUGCGGGGGCCCGAGCCGCCUCCCGUGGGGGAAGAGGAGGCGCUCUCGUGAAAGCCGAGCCCCCAGCACAGCCCUGGGCGCCCGCGGUCCCCCGCGCCCCCGCCGGCGCGCCGCCGGGGCAGCUGGACUCGGCCAUGGAGUAGCGCCAGGUGGAGUAGCUGCGCCCGGCCGCCCGCGCAUGCGCCGCCCGCGCCUCCCAGUGGCGCGUCCUCGGAGCCCAGCACGCUGUGCGUUGGCCGUCGUCUCUGGCUUGUUUUAUUUUCGUUGUCGUUUCACAGAAGACAAAAAAAAAAAAAAA
Messenger RNA from Condylura cristata (star-nosed mole), 1910 nucleotides. RefSeq names its product calcium/calmodulin-dependent protein kinase kinase 2, beta (gene CAMKK2). The transcript is spliced from 17 exons. Bases 1 to 1755 code for a protein of 584 amino acids. The record is from RefSeq and is a predicted model, not a curated record. Lineage: Eukaryota; Metazoa; Chordata; Mammalia; Eulipotyphla; Talpidae. Gene Ontology annotation, biological process: activation of protein kinase activity; CAMKK-AMPK signaling cascade; protein phosphorylation. Gene Ontology annotation, molecular function: ATP binding; protein kinase activity.